Molecule: messenger RNA, 1084 nt
Organism: Neoarius graeffei (lesser salmon catfish)
Lineage: Eukaryota; Metazoa; Chordata; Actinopteri; Siluriformes; Ariidae
Gene: emx3
Product: empty spiracles homeobox 3
Exons: 3
Coding region: 1-753 (250 amino acids)
Biological process (GO): regulation of DNA-templated transcription; neuron differentiation; central nervous system development
Molecular function (GO): DNA binding; DNA-binding transcription factor activity, RNA polymerase II-specific
Source: RefSeq, a predicted model, not a curated record
AUGGCGCUAAAUGCACCAAUCAGCCGUAAUCCCUUUAAGAUCCAGUCUCUCACAGAAUGGAAGCGAAACUCGCUGAUGCUCGGGUUUAAAAGCGCUCGCGCUUUUCCGCCCUGCCUUCAUUCUGCUCACAGCCCAUCAGGUCGCACCAUGGACACGCCGUGCUUCAGAGCGACAGCACAUUUUCCACCAAGACCGCAACCGAAGAGCUUCAGCAUCGACUGGAUCCUCUCAUCCGGACACCGAAAACCAGCCCUCGACAGUCAGACCGUUUGUACACCGCCUCAACUUAUCAUGCGCGGAGCUUUAUUUCCAGCGAGGCCUUUCGGUUUUGGGUUCGAACCCGGCGCGUGCGUUUACACCUCGCACUUUUACCACCGUCAGAAUGCUGCAUACAGAAACACUAAUGAUGCCCACCAGUCGGUUGGUUUAACAUGCAAUACUGGAGAUUUUGGACUGAAGACGUGUCGGCGGAUCCGGACGGUUUUCAGCGCAGAACAGCUGCAAAAGCUGGAGGAGGUUUUCGCAAAGCAGCGCUACAUGACCGGCUCUGAGAAAGUGGUGCUCGCUUCGGCGCUGCGUCUCACUGAAACCCAGGUGAAAGUGUGGUUUCAGAACAGGAGGACGAAAUGGAGGAAGAGCAGAGAGCUUGAGGAACGAUCAAAGCAUCAAUGCAGUGAUUUAAAGCAUGAAACAUCCAUGACAGAAAACGCAGGAGUCCAAUCUGUGGACAGUGAAGAAUCUUCUGAAACGUGAACACAGCAAGCAUGAAGUGCAAGUGACCCACAGACCCAAGUGAAUCUCUCCAGCUUCUUGUUAAACAAGAAAUCAAGGCAUCAUGCCACUAUGUGGCUUUAUAGCUAUUCAUGUUUUUCUUUCAUAAUAAUAAUAAUAAUAAUAAUAAUAAUAAUAAAUCCACAGUGUAUAGCUUUUUUCUUCUUUUAUGCAUUGUGUAACGAGGUAUGGACUUUUUCCUCAUCAAAAAUAAUGCCUAGGUAUGAUUUUCAUGGACAAUGCUGAUUUUAUAUUUAAUUAUUCAUACAAUUUAGUGAUAAUUUCCUGAAUGUGUUUGAACCUGUUUGUGUUC